This is a messenger RNA of Lathyrus sativus (Indian pea), 1740 nucleotides long. Lineage: Eukaryota; Viridiplantae; Streptophyta; Magnoliopsida; Fabales; Fabaceae. The record is from the annotation of a GenBank genome assembly.
AUGGAUGAAACCUACGCUCCCUUCGAGUCCGCCGAAUCUAACGGAGUAUCUCGCGCCGCCGAUCACGGCUGGCAGAAGGUUACCUACGCAAAGAAACAUAAGAAGAAGGAAGCUAACGGUGUCGCCGGUUCUAACAAACUGACGUUUAACGGCAACGAUGCGGCCUUCCGGUCGCUCGAGCUGCACUCGGAGGAUCGGCGUCGGCGCAUUCUCGAGGCGCAGUCUGCGGCUGAGGCCGAUUUCGAUGAUGCUCCGGUCAGAUCGAAGCAGAGGUCACGUCUUAAUGAUGAUGACUAUGAUGAGGAUGAUGAGGAUGUGGAUCGCUCGGCGGAGAACGGGAAAGUGGAGGAGAAGAAGGUGAAGAAGGAGAAGAAGCCGAAGAAGCCUAAAGUGACGGUGGCUGAGGCUGCAGCGAAGAUUGAUGCGGCUGAUCUGGAGUCUUUUCUCGUUGAUAUAUCUGCAUCCUUCGAGCAGAAGGAGGAUAUACAGAUGAUGCGGUUUGCGGAUUAUUUUGGACGUGCUUUUUCUUCCGUGAGCGCUUCUCAGUUUCCCUGGGUGAAGUUGUUCAGGGAGUCAGCUGUAGCUAAGAUUGUUGAUGUGCCACUUUCUCACAUAUCUGAUGCUGUAUACAAGACAUCAGCUGACUGGAUAAAUCAUCGAUCUCCUGAGGCACUCAGUUUCUUUCUUCUGUGGUCUUUGGAUAGUAUUCUUGCUGACUUGGCUAGCCAGCAAACUCUGACCAAGGGUUCCAAAAAGGCUGUGCAACCAGUAACUUCAAAAUCUCAGGUUGCAAUAUUUGUUGGUUUAGCGAUUGUAUUGCGCCGAAAGCCCGAUGCUCUUAUUGCUGUAUUGCCCACAUUGAGGGAAAAUACAAAAUAUCAAGGACAAGAUAAACUUCCAGUGAUUGUAUGGAUGGUUGCUCAGGCUUCAGUAGGAGAUCUCUCAGUAGGGUUGUAUGCUUGGUCGCGGAACCUCCUUCCUAUAGUUGUUAGCAAAAGUGGCAACCCGCAAUCCAGGGAUUUAGUUUUGCAGCUUGUGGAAAAAAUUUUGUCUGCCCCCAAAGCACGGCCUGUUUUGGUUAAUGGUGCUGUAAGAAAAGGGGAACGAUUAAUUCCUCCUCCAGCAUUUGAGACUUUGUUGCGUGUUACUUUCCCGUCUUCGGCUAGACUGAAGGCUACAGAAAGAUUUGAGGCCAUAUAUCCCACUCUGAGAGAGGUGGCUCUUGGUGGUUCUACUGGAAGUAAAGCAAUGAAACAAGUCUCACAGCAGAUAUUCAAUUUUGCUAUCAGAGCAGCUGGAGAAGACAAUCCUGAGUUAUCAAAAGAAGCAGCUGGCAUUUCCAUCUGGUGUUUUAGCCAAAGCACUGAAUGCUACAAGCAAUGGGAAAAAGUUUAUCUGGACAACAUUGUCGCAAGCGUUGCAGUUUUAAAGAAGCUUUCUGAUGAUUGGAAGGUGCAAGCUACAAAAUUGUCUCCUUAUGAGCCACUUAGGGAGAUUCUAAAGAAUUUUAGGCAAAAGAAUGAGGAAGCAUUGGCAUCUGAGACCGGUGCUGCUCGAUUCGUCAAGGAUGCAGAUAAAUAUUGCAAGAUACUCUCAGGAAGAGUUUCUCAAGGCCAUGGAGGCAAGGCUUGUUUGACCUUUGUUGUUCUUGCUUUGGCUGUUGGCGCUGCUGUUUUGUACCCCAACAUGGAAUCUGUGGAUUUCAAUAAACUCUCUGUACUUUUAAACUCCCAGUUCUGA